AUGCGACCGUCCAUCCAACUGCUCGCAACUGUGUCUCGCGGCCAGCCGUCAAAGCUGCGGAAGCCCGCCGUUGGCUUAGAUCAUUUUAUCCAAAGGCAACGAGUGCUGGGCCUAUGGCGUGAAAUUGUUCGCGCAUUGAACAAAAUUCCCCAAUCGUCCACUCGAGACGAACUGCAUAGUUACGCUCGCGAUGAGUUUGAACGGCAUCGCAAUGUUACAGAUCUACAACAUAUACGAUAUUUACUUUCGACAGGAAAGGCCGAGUUCGACACAAUGAGACGUUACAUCGACGAGCAAGUCCUUGGCUAA
Molecule: messenger RNA, 309 nt
Organism: Aspergillus steynii IBT 23096
Lineage: Eukaryota; Fungi; Ascomycota; Eurotiomycetes; Eurotiales; Aspergillaceae
Product: LYR motif-containing protein 2
Exons: 5
Coding region: 1-309 (102 amino acids)
Cellular component (GO): mitochondrion
Source: RefSeq, a predicted model, not a curated record